CAGCAGUAAGGCGCUCCUCGCCGCUGUCGCCGGAUCGCGCAAGGGGGUCCCAGGCCCCAGUAAUACCCGCAUAAUUCCAGGUGCGUUGCCGACGCUCCGCGAGUCCGCCUUACUGCUGCUUAUACACCUAUUGAAAAAACGUUGUCGGGUUCAAAAAAGGUUAUAUCAUCAAAGCUAAGACCGAAGGGCAUGGGAAGAUAAAAUACCGCAGCCAAACAGCUCUCCAGCGUAAAUCUUCUGAGAAUGGCUUUGGCAUGUUGUUAAUCGUCGACCGACUUUGCUCUACUGUGCAUUUUUACAUAUCUAUAUGCAAAUAUAAUACACAUUUCGGAGUACCCAAAAUCCUUUUCGGUCUUAAUUUCGAUGAUAUGACCUUGUCGAACCCGACAACGUUUUUUUUCGUGAUAUAGGAAUCGUAUCGUCGCACUUUUACUAUUACACAUACAGUGAGACAGAUUUAAAUGGAUAGGUAUACAAUUGUAAGUAUGAAUGCACAGAGUGGGGUAUUCUUUCGYCGGUGUCAUCUAGACCAAAAGAAAUCAAAAACUUACUUGGCACCGAGGACAUCUUUGAGAUGCCUUCAUGUGGUGGCCGAAGGUUUUAGUAAGAUUCCGGCCCUCUUUGGGGUCGCCUAUGGGAGUUAAUAGCGACCUUAARCUGCAGGACGGCAACGACGACGACGACGGCAAGCACACAAUAGCACUAAUUGCGCUACAGUGUAUUCAAUAGAUACUCGUUGGGAUGUACGAAACACUGUGCAUCAUUGCCGUCUUAUGCUGAAAGUAAGACGUGAAAUACGUACUAAAGAGAACGGCUAUGCCAAAAGCUUAUCUUUGCUGAUUUUCUUUUUAAGUGAAGGGAUCCCAAAAGACGUCAUUUUACUCUAAAACGGGGGUGCUUAUUGAGUGAAAUAUUAGUUAAACAUGAAAUAAUAAUACAAUAGAAGGUUGAAGCGCCGCAAUUUCGCCGACGUUGUCGCCUGCGUUGCCGUUCUGCAGCUUAAGGUCCCUAAUAUGACAUCUUUAGAUAACUUCAUGCUGAGAGGCCGACGCUUUGGGCGAGAUACCAUGGUCAUCUAAAAGAGCUUAGUCGAAUCUAUAUAACGUACACCGUUUGUUAAAGCCUUGGGAGACAUGAUGAAAGGUUCCCUUUUGGGGGUCGUCUAUGCAAGUGAAUAUGCCUUCUUGACUCGUGACCUCACUCCUGUUUGACUUUUAAAUAUAUAAAAAAGCAAAGCUUGUAAUGAAAAGCUAGUUGAGUAAAAACGCAGAUUUUGUUGCCGAUCGAAUGAAUGGGCUAUUCCACAACUGGUAAGUCAAUAAAAGUGGAACUCAAUAAAUAUACCUCUUUUUAAUUCCUUUCAGAUAAAAUGAAGGGCCAAAAUCCGUCUCUAUCUGUGCUUAAACCAAGCGUAUAUUCCUUCUGUUUUCGCUACACAAUCCCUCGUAUAGAUCUACCGCCUUCCUACGAGGCGAAGCAUGGUUACAUCAGGUAUUGGAUGCAAGCCAGCAUAAAGAAGAAAAAGGGUAAAAGUAAGAUAAAAACAGCGAAGCAAGUGUUUGAUAUUGGUGGUUAUAAUGAAUAUGAUGAGGAGGAGCUGAAAGAGAUGAAAGAUCGUGAACUGCAGAGCGUCCCAAACGCCAGAGAGACAGCGACGCUCAUUGGAGUCUCCUGUUAUCCAACAGGAAGUUUAACCCUGUCGGCCCGCACGAAUAAAUUCUUAUACCAUCCCUGUGAAGUUAUAACAACCCAUGUAACGACUGGAAACGAGGCUUAUAGGGGUGCGCGUAUUAUCGAAGCAUCGCUGGUCAGGCUGACUGAGUACGACGAUGGAAAAAGUAACAAAACACAUAGCAAACAAGAAGUAGUGCGCGUUGAAAAAGAAGUCGAAAAUACUGGUGAAAAAGAUCUUCAGUUGGUUCUUCCCGCUCAAUCACUACAGCCAACCAUGAUGCGCGCAUGCAAAUGCAUCAAAGUGAGUUAUUAUUUAAAGGUUCGAAUGAAAAUCAAUGGAAAAAAGCAGAAGAAAUCAGCCUUGAUGAUUCCAGUGGUUAUUAUUCCAUCUCCUGUUCUACCUUCACCAAGACCAACAACGUUAACACAGUUACAUUCUGAUUUACGAAAAGACAGUCCUUAUGAUAGCGUAAGUAAUAUCACCCCAGGGACAUUAUUCUACGUCACAGGAAGUCCCUACGGUAAUGAAUGGGACACUUCAGCUGGGUCCCUUUAUGAAAAUAAACAGCACCGUUCAAGACGCACAUCAAGGGUAGCACCUUUGGACGAGAACACUUCUGUUUCUUUCUUUUUUAACGACGAACCCUUUAUUUCAUACGUGUAAUCGUAUAAUGACAGUUAGUCGCCAACUCUCAAAAUAUAAGUUAAAGUCUUUGAAUCUCAUUAUCUGUUUCAAGUGGCGAUCAAACAAUGGCACUAACAACCACUUGUUGUCAACGUAGAAUUCAAAAUAUCUACUAAAAACGCUAACCUACGGUUCAGCUAUUAAGAGAACAUUCUGCAAGAGACAGGAAAUUACGUUAUUGAAUAAAACCAAAAAAUUCUUGUAUAGUUGGUUUGUAAUCAAUCUCUAUGCAGAAUGUAAUAAUGAACAAUUUACUGUCAUGGCCGCCAUGUGGGCUGAUAUAACGAUGCGGAAACCAAUCUUUUUGCGCAUUCAUCCAACGUGGCAAAUGACGUGGCAUGAUGGCUGAAGCUAAUAUAUAUUAAUAUACGCUAAUAGAGUACAAACACUAAAUGUUAUACUAAUAGUUAUCACUAUUUAGUAGUAAAUAGCACUAAUUAAACAAAAGAAAACAAUAGAAUUAGCAUAAAAUAGCGCUUUUUAGUGAUAUACAUGGUGCAUACUUUUAGUGUUUACAUUCUAUUAAGAUGUACUAACUAAGAACUGAUAAUAAUAAUAUUAUCAAAUUAAUAAUCUGCAGAUUAAAAACGAGAUCAAG
Messenger RNA from Actinia tenebrosa (Australian red waratah sea anemone), 2957 nucleotides. RefSeq names its product arrestin domain-containing protein 3. Gene Ontology annotation, cellular component: cytoplasm. Gene Ontology annotation, biological process: protein transport. Lineage: Eukaryota; Metazoa; Cnidaria; Anthozoa; Actiniaria; Actiniidae. The record is from RefSeq and is a predicted model, not a curated record.